ACACUGCACAGACUGACAGAUCAUCUGUUUUCAGUUUUGGUUUUCUUUGGGAAUAUGUUUUGAAAAUAAGAAAACAAAGAAAAAUGUCUCCCAAACUUAUAACGCGAUUUAUUUUAACAAUACUGUUUAGCAGUGGCAGUUAUGCAGUAAAUGAUAUGACUGAAAGCUCUUUUGGAAAGAACAAUGAAGGUGUUAUUGCUGCAUUUGGAGACUUUAAUUCAGAUGAGCUAACUGAUGCAUUCGUGAUAAAAAACUAUUCAAGUGUGGAAGUUUAUCUUGCCUAUGACAAAGAACCUUUCAUGAGGCCUUCAGCAUAUGCUUGCAAUUUCACAAACUUUGUAAUAACAAGUGUUGUGCCUGGCGAUUUCGAUGGAGAUGCAUACAUGGACAUAUUGCUCACUACGCAGGAAGUCAAUGAUACCACCAACUUUCACACUGUCAGAAUUUUGUGGGGUGGUGAAUCCACGUUGAAUUGCUCAGAUGCUUUGUUUAUCAAAGCUUUGUCAUUAGGACAACCAUUAGUAAUGGAUUAUAAUAGAGACAUGAUUCUUGACCUUUUUGGUAUGAAUUCGAAAAACGAAAGAGUAUUUUGGGUAUUUGACCAAUCAAGAACAACUCCUGUAGAAAAGCAGAUGGGUGAUGAUCUAUCAAAGAUGAUAAAACUGCCACACUCACAUUCAUUUUUAGAUGUAAAUGAAGAUGAUGCAGCUGAUCUUCUAGUUACAACAACCUCUAAUGUUGAAGUAUGGCUGAAUGACGAAUUCGAGGGAUUUAGAUAUAACAAUAGUAUUGAGUUACUUGUAGGUCAUCCAACUAUAUAUGGCCAAGCUCUGUUUCUUGAUGUUGCUCUCUCUGGUCAAUUCUUUUUAGUUAUUCCUGUAUGUUAUGACCUGCAGUGUUUCAACAGCACUAUACUGAUAUAUGAUAACCAGAAAUGGCAUGAUCUCCAAGUAGAUUUCAACGAUGGCAAAGGUACACUAUGGCGAUUUGUGCCACCAAGGGAUGAAGUUUAUUUAGAUACAAUUACAAUGAGAAGUGGAGAUUAUAAUAUGGAUGGAUACCCAGACAUCUUGAUGACUCUGAGUCCUGUAAAUACUAAUGAAACCAGAGUAUUUCUUUUGCACAACAGCCCAUGUAACUUGCCUGGAUGCAAAUUUUACAGAACUUUUGAAGUUCAAUGGGAUAAGUUUGAUUCUUUUGGUAAUGAUGUUAUAAUGGCCACCUUUUAUGAUUUCUACAUGGAUGGUGUUCUUGAUAUAAUUUAUGUCAAGAAGAAUGUAACUACUCAAAAAUAUACAAUGAAUUCAUUCAAGAACGAGUUGGAGUAUGAUACUAACUUUAUCAAAGUUAUUGUUGUAACUGGAUUGACUAAUGAGAAGAUGCCAAUCAAUAAUAGGACUUUAUAUAAUAGAAAAGUUACCUUUGGAACUAAUCUACCAGGGCCUAAAAUAGGCUACAACACAUGGUCUCAGGAAGGUACCUACAGGACAGGUGUCUGUGCUCAACUGCCCCAGUCUGCAUACUUUGCUCUACAAUUACCUUACUCCAUAUUUGGCUUAGACCGGACACCAAAUUUUGUUGAUACUUUGAAUGUGGGUCUUUCUGGUUAUUCGAAAAGUUGGACUCAAAUAAUCCCGAAUUCUCAAAUAGUGGUAAUUCCCGCGCCGCCGAAUGACCCUUCUCAAUGGAAGGCACAACUGUUUGUUACUCCCAGCAAAGUUAUUCUUAAGAGUGUGUUUGUACUGACUGCUAUCAUAGUUAUAAUCACUGGAUGUGUUUUAUACUUGCACUGGAAGGAGCGAAAUGACAGACAAGAUAUAAUAGAAAUUGAUGAAAAGACUUAUGUUAAAAUUUAGCAAGAGUUUUAGAAUAUUAUAGUAAUAUGUAUUUCAAUAAUUUUAUUAGUAUUAAGUAAUUAUGUGAUCUGUUAUGAAUGUUGUUUUUUAAAUAUUUUUUUCUUUUAUAUACUACAGUUUAAGUAUUACUCCAAAUAAAAUCAGAAA
This is a messenger RNA of Helicoverpa armigera (cotton bollworm), 2003 nucleotides long. RefSeq names its product T-cell immunomodulatory protein. The transcript is spliced from 2 exons. Gene Ontology annotation, cellular component: plasma membrane. The coding region runs from base 84 to 1856 and encodes 590 amino acids. The record is from RefSeq and is a predicted model, not a curated record. NCBI's taxonomy places the organism in Eukaryota, Metazoa, Arthropoda, Insecta, Lepidoptera, Noctuidae.